AAAGGUUGUAGGGCAAGAGGGUGUCUCCCCAAAACUGCCGGACCCUCCUGCCUCUACAUGGACUAUAAUAGGAUGAAUUCCUUUUUAGAGUACCCACUUUGUAAUAGGGGACCCAGCGCCUACAGCGCCCCAACCUCCUUUGCCCCCAGCUCAGCUCCGGCCAUUGACAGCUACGCGGGGGAGAGUCGCUAUGGUGGAGGGCUGCCCAGCCCAGCGCUCCAACAAAACUCGGGGUAUCCUAUCCAGCAGCCGCCUUCCUCCCUGGGGGUGUCCUUUCCCAGCUCUGCUCCCUCGGGGUACGCCCCAGCCGCCUGCAACCCCAGCUAUGGGCCUUCUCAGUAUUAUUCUAUGGGUCAGUCGGAAGGAGAUGGAGGCUAUUUUCAUCCAUCGAGCUACGGAACCCAGCUCGGGGGUUUGCCCGACAGCUACGGAGCGGGUGGAGUCGGCCCCGGGCCAUAUCCUCCGCCGCAGCCCCCUUACGGAACUGAACAGACGGCAGACUUUGCACCAGCCUACGACCUCCUCUCUGAGGACAAGGAGUCAUCUUGCUCAACAGAAGCCAGCACCCUCACUCCGCGGACCUUCGACUGGAUGAAGGUCAAGAGAAACCCACCUAAGACAGCGAAGGUGUCUGAGAUGGGACUGGGCGCUGCCGGCGGCCUCCGCACAAACUUCACCACGCGCCAGCUGACCGAACUGGAGAAGGAAUUUCAUUUCAACAAAUACUUGAGCCGUGCGCGGAGGGUGGAGAUCGCCGCCACUCUGGAGCUCAACGAAACGCAGGUGAAGAUAUGGUUCCAGAACAGGCGCAUGAAGCAGAAGAAGCGAGAGCGGGAGGGAGGCAGGGUGCCGACAGCCCCUUCAGGCUGCCCCAAGGAUGGGGCUGGAGAUGCCUCCGACCAGUCCACGUGCACCUCCCCCGAAGCUUCGCCCAGCUCCAUCACCUCUUGAAUUGAACUAUCUGGCUUCCAGUGCUGGACCCAGUCCCCUCUUAGACUCUCCCAAACUUCACAGCCCUGAUGAUCCUCCUCAAGACCGAGGAGCCAGUUUAGAGCUGCCUAGGAAACUGGGUAGAAGUGGGGAAACAUUUUUUUCUCAGAUCUGGGGGUGGAGGGAUGACUGAUAGCUGGGGAUCCUACAGGUCUUGGGAUCUGGGGAGUACCCAACCAUCAAAGGUGGAGGGAAGGCCUUUUGCCUUUGAUCUAGAGAUUGGCUCUGUGAGGGGUAGGAGCCAGCCCGCCCUCCUGGAUUCUCCUUCCCCUUCCAACUGGAGUUCAGUGCCUUUGAGCUUGGAGAAUUCUCUUUGAGCACUCUUACCCUAACUCUCCCUUCUAGGCCUGGGAUGGAGAGAAGCCUAGGGAUUUUCCUGAAAAGGAUGGGUUUGAGCGCCGGAGCAUUACCAGCAAUCGUUAAUCUUAAUCUUUAAUCCAGCCAAAUCACCUGAGACCUU
Myodes glareolus (Bank vole) is the source of this 1450-nucleotide messenger RNA. RefSeq names its product homeobox B1 (gene Hoxb1). Gene Ontology annotation, cellular component: nucleus. The record is from RefSeq and is a predicted model, not a curated record. Gene Ontology annotation, molecular function: DNA-binding transcription factor activity, RNA polymerase II-specific; RNA polymerase II cis-regulatory region sequence-specific DNA binding. Gene Ontology annotation, biological process: regulation of transcription by RNA polymerase II. Lineage: Eukaryota; Metazoa; Chordata; Mammalia; Rodentia; Cricetidae.